AUUAAACAACUUGUAGGGUUAUGGAUUGAUAUAAAAUGAUGUGUUUUACAUGUGUAGUUGUUAGUUUAUACUUUGAUAGCUUUCUAUUCGUACGAUUACGAUGUUGUUCUACUUUGUUAUCAUUGCUGUAGUUGGGGUACCAAUUUGUGGUGCCCAAGAGCAACAAUCUACUGUCGAUAUUCCGCCUCAAAUUACAAACGAAAUGUUGGCCUUGAUCGCAAAUCGUCCCAACGUACAAGCUCAACAAUAUCCGUAUCCGCAGCAGCAAUAUCAGCAACAAUAUCAGCCACAAGUUCAACCAUAUCAGCCUCAGGCUCAACAAUAUCAGCCGCAAUUUCAGCAAUAUCCUCAACCAACGCCAGGACCGGGUGUGACGCAAGAUGGUUUGACACAAAGGCCACCAUUCUCAUAUGACAUCUUCACACGGCCUCCACUUGGACCAAUUUUUGCUAAUUUGUACCCAAAUUUUCCAGGAUUUACAGGUAGGAAAUGAUGUACUGAUGUAAGGUCGGACAGGCCGAUGUAAAAAGUUAUCAUAUUGGAUUUGGUAGGAUUUGGUUAGUAUAAUUUUAAAUUAGUGGAAUCUUUAUACGAAUUAAGAUCAUGAUCAAAUUAUGAAGUUUGAAUUUAUGUAAUAAACUUAAAAUAUUGAUUUUAUAAAAUCCGUAAAA
This is a messenger RNA of Folsomia candida, 671 nucleotides long. Its product is annotated as myb-like protein K. The coding region runs from base 101 to 493 and encodes 130 amino acids. The record is from RefSeq and is a predicted model, not a curated record. The transcript is spliced from 2 exons. NCBI's taxonomy places the organism in Eukaryota, Metazoa, Arthropoda, Collembola, Entomobryomorpha, Isotomidae.